Messenger RNA from Coniosporium apollinis CBS 100218, 2172 nucleotides. RefSeq lists its product as uncharacterized. Gene Ontology annotation, cellular component: cytosol. The record is from RefSeq and is a predicted model, not a curated record. The transcript is spliced from 2 exons. Gene Ontology annotation, molecular function: ATP binding; 6-phosphofructo-2-kinase activity. NCBI's taxonomy places the organism in Eukaryota, Fungi, Ascomycota, Dothideomycetes. Gene Ontology annotation, biological process: fructose 2,6-bisphosphate metabolic process; fructose metabolic process. The coding region runs from base 1 to 2172 and encodes 723 amino acids.
AUGAGUCACGCAGAGCAAGUCCUCCUCGAUGGCCAGAAAAACGCACAGACAGAUGCGCGCCGUGAAAGCGCGCCAACUUCGAAUCCAACUUCCGAUCCAAGUUCAAACGGCUCUACGACGACGACGAUAGGCCGACCUCACGCUAGUACCGUCUCAGGCCAUGAAGGUCAUCUACACCAACCCGAUCUUAAGCCUCCACCCUACGCGAACGGUGGUCAUGCCGCACACCGUCUUUCCAAAGAUGGCGUCGGCGAUGCGCUCAGCGACACGCCUCUGCCGUCCGGCCACAACUCCCCUCGGAUUGGCGCCAUGAAGAGCGGCUCUGGAGUCUCUACGCCUCGGGUACGCCCUACCACGCUCGACAUCCCUGGACUGACCAAGUCGAGGGUAUCUCCUGACGGCCGGAUAGCACAGCGGGAUCUCGGCUCAAAGCUCGUCAUCGUCAUGGUCGGCUUGCCCGCGCGCGGAAAGAGCUACAUCACGAAGAAGAUGGCCAGGUACUUGAACUGGCUGCAGCACGAUACCAGGAUCUUCAACGUUGGAGAACGGCGGCGUGUUGCCGCAGGCGGCGGAGGCCACCGCCUUGAAUCAGUCGCACUGCAAGGAAGGCCUAAGGAUUCCGUUGAUAGGCAGAGCAUUACCACAGGAGCGCCGACUGGCGUCAUCUCGCAGAAAGAGAAGCUCGAUCCGCCGCAGCUCGCCGCACAAAUACUCAUCAAUGGAGAGGCAGCGAACAUAGACUCUCCUCCGCCAUUGAGCCUUCCUGGCGCCGCUCAUGAAUGGGAUUCCAAGUCCUCUAAUCAGCACGGUCCAAGCGACUCGCAGCUUGAGCAGCUUGACGCGAAAUUCACCGAGCUCAAUAAAGCAUCGGCACCAGAAGAGCUGCCUGAGACAGAGGCGAUGGACCAGUCCGCUAGCUUCUUCGACCCGAACAACAAGAAGGCCGCGAUGAUCCGCGAACAAGUUGCAUUGGAGUCAUUGGAUGAGCUCCUAGAUUGGAUAAUGGCCGGUGGCUCCGUUGGCAUCCUCGACGCAACGAACAGCACCCUCGAGCGUAGGAAACUCAUCAUGCGGCACCUUCGCGAGAGGGCCGGCAACGAGUUGAACGUCCUCUUCGUGGAGAGCCUCUGUCAGGACGAGAACCUGCUGGAGUCGAACAUGAGAUUGAAGCUCUCAGGGCCAGACUACAAGGACAAGGAUCCUGUCGCCGCACUCGAAGACUUCAAAAAGCGCGUCGAAAUCUACCAGCGCGCCUACGUCCCCUUGGGCGAGUACGAAGAGAGGAACAACAUGCCCUACGUGCAAAUGAUCGACGUAGGCCGCAAAGUGAUCUCGCACCAGAUCCACGGCUUCCUCUCCGCCCAAGCCGUCUACUACCUCCUCAACUUCAAUCUCGCCCCGCGCCAGAUCUGGAUCACACGGCACGGCGAGUCCAUGGACAACGUGGCCGGCAAGAUCGGGGGGGACUCGGACCUCAGCCCCAACGGACGCCGCUACGCGGCCGCCAUGGCGAACUUCCUCGUCUACGAGCGCAAGGCGUGGGAGGUGCGCCAGCGCGACAAGGCGGCCAACACGCACUUCCCGCCGCACCCGGGCGACCAUACCCCGCCGAACCCGCACUACAACACCGACGACGGCGAGGCGCCGGAGAAGAACUUCUGCGUCUGGACAAGCAUGCUGAAGCGCAGCAUCCAGUGCGCGGAGUACUUCAACGAGGAGGACUUCGACAUCAAGCAGAUGCGCAUGCUGGACGAGCUGAACGCAGGCAUAAUGGAGGGUAUGACGUACGAGGAAAUCCGCACCAAGUACGCCGACGAAUUCAACCUCCGCCGCGGCGACAAGAUGCAAUACCGGUACCCCGGCCCGGGUGGCGAAGGAUAUCUCGACGUCAUAAACCGCCUGCGCCCCGUCAUUGUGGAGCUCGAGCGCAUGCUGGAUCAUUGUCUGCUCAUUACGCACCGCAGCGUUGCACGCGUGCUGCUGGCGUACUUUUUGGGGCUCAGGAGGGAUGAGGUUGCUGACUUAGAUUGUCCGCUGGGGAUGCUGUAUAUGCUCGAGCCGAAACCUUAUGGAGUCGAGUUUAAGGCGUAUCGGUACAAUCCGCAGACGAACUGGUUCGACUACCUUCCGGAUUUCAAGCUGAGGAGGGCGGAGCAGCAUGUUUAUGAGUAG